Messenger RNA from Triticum aestivum (bread wheat), 2616 nucleotides. Its product is annotated as putative 2-hydroxyacid dehydrogenase HI_1556. NCBI's taxonomy places the organism in Eukaryota, Viridiplantae, Streptophyta, Magnoliopsida, Poales, Poaceae. The transcript has 13 exons. The record is from RefSeq and is a predicted model, not a curated record. Gene Ontology annotation, molecular function: phosphoglycerate dehydrogenase activity; NAD binding. Bases 431 to 1153 code for a protein of 240 amino acids.
GAAAAAAAAAGUAAAAAAGCGCAGGACGUCGGUGCCUUCUUUUCUUUCUACGCAACCUCCCCUUUCCUCCCUUCCCUAGGCUGCCGCCGCCACUGCCCCAGGUCCUCCGCCGCCCGGCACCACAGUACGCCGCCUCUAUCCCCGCCCCGAGCUCCGCCGCCUCCACCACCGGCUCCUCGCUGUAGUGCCAGCACCGGCCCGAACACCAGCUUCCUCACCCCUCCCUUUCUUCCCCGAGUACGGCAGCGGAAGGAGGGCCGCGACGCCGCUGCCGAGCACGGUGUGACCACUUUCGUCUGAUCUGUCGAUUUGCCAGACUCAGGUCGACAUCGCGGCCGCUGUCCAAGGUGAGGAAGAGGAGUGCGGCGGCGAGCUCUUCGAGUCCGGGCCCUCGCUGCUCGUCUUCCUGCUCAUCAUCCAGGGCGGCGGCAUGGACCUCUCCUGCUACGGCGAGAGGCUGCUCAGCUCUGCGCGCUUCGCGCGCUCCCUCGACCUCCCCCUCCCCGGCCCCAACCCCUUCCUGCUCGAGAAGGAAAUGGAUACUGCUGUCAUUCAGAAGGACUUGGGCCUUCCAGUUGGAGAAGCAAUAUUCGGGAAAACAAUACUUAUCCUGGGGUUCGGAGCCAUUGGCAUGGAAAUUGCCAAGAGACUAAGACCAUUUGGAGUGAAAAUUCUUGCUACAAAAAGAAACUGGUCAUCAAAUACAGUGUCUUGUGAUCUUGAUGGGCUGGUUGACAAGAAAGGUGGUCCAGAAGAUAUGUACGAACUCGUUCGAGAAGCUGACAUAGUUAUAACUUGCAUGACGUUAAACAAUGAAUCAGUUGGGAUUGUGGAUCACAAGUUCCUGUCAGCUUUGAAAAAGGGAUCAUAUCUCAUCAAUAUUGCCAGAGGGCGCCUACUGGACUAUAUGGCUGUGUUUAAUCACCUUGAGUCAGGUCAUUUAGGUGGUUUAGGCAUUGAUGUUGCUUGGACGGAGCCAUUCGAUCAAGAGGAUCCAAUUCUGAAAUUCCCAAAUGUUAUUAUAACACCACAUGUUGCAGGAAUCACAGAGUUGGUUUGCACUUGUUUCUUUGCAAUACACAGAGUUGUUGGUGAUGUUGCCCUCAAGCUUCACGCGGGGGAGCCAUUCACCGAAAUAGAAUUUGUGAACUAGGCAAACUGAGUAGAUGGUGGCAUUGUUGAUUUAAUUUAAGACGUUCCAGUUUGAAGCGGACACCGUCGUCGUCCCUUAGAUUCCCUCCUCCACCGCAGAUCGACUCCAGUUGCGUCGACUCCCGCCGCCGCCGGGGUAUACUCCGCCAAGAUCGCGCCACCACCGCUGCCGCCACUGGCAUAAACCACUACACAACAUUAUAUGCUAGGAACGACGGGAUGCACGUCAGAAAAGUUGUCAUGAAUGAUGCUUCAACGGAUGCUGCAGUCAUCUCAUCUCCGUCAGUCAUGAUGAAAAAACAUAUGAUAAUCCCCAUAAUCCAGUGUCAAUAUUACUGAUUUCUCCAUGUGCUAUGCAGCUUACAGGCAUGGAAAGAGAAUAGGAAAAACGAUAUACUUGCAGCUUCAGGUUUUCUCUAAACUUUUGUUUGCUAUCUUACUUAAUCACAUGUUCAAUUGAUAAUACACAAAUAUUUGUCUACUUUCAGGCAGCAUUGAGUUUGCUGCACAUAGUUAGUUCCCUAGGGAAUGUUCAGUCUGGUGAAACAUGUUAAGAAGAAGUAUGGAAAUCUGCCUGUGUUCAUUACUAAGAAUGGCAUGAUAGGUUGAAAUAUGUCUUCAAGAUGAUAAGAGGAUACAGUACCACAACGAAUACAUGUUAGAUGCUAUAAGGUGAUUUCAUUUCUCUGUGCAUAUGCUAGAACUGAACCACCAACACUGAGCAUCAUCAAUGUGUGCCACUGUAAUCGCUGACCAGAUUGGUACUUAAGUGCUCGAUAUGCAGCCUGAACUACUGCAGUUAGAAUGGAGUUGUUUUAAAUACUAGACUAUCUACAGGACUGAGCGCUACAGGUGCAGAGGAUAGUUCUUUCGAUUAAUUGUCGUGUUGAGGCAAGUGCACAGCGGACCUUUUCUCCAUAUACUUGACUGUGUUGUUGACGCAGGUCUAUGAAAAUAAGUUGAGUAGUCUGACUAGAGGAUGACAGAGGACGUCGAGAUUUUGAUCCAGCAGCCUUGCCCCCUUUCGUACGGCGUGCCGCCUGCAGGAGGUUACGUUCUAGAUCUUCAGAAUUUUUAGGUACUCACUCUCCCUUGAUGCUCUUUGAUCGAACCUACUUUGCAGGAAAGCGUGCCAGUAGUAAGAAGUUUUAGCAAGUCUGUUAUUGAAAGUGCUGUAGGCACUGAUGUGAUCCGAGGUGACCAACCUGAGCAGCAGUUUAGUGAAGGAAAUCUACUUGCCCCUUCAAGCUAUGAAUAUUUUAGAGUAUAUUUUAAGGUUGUAAAGACUGAUGUGUCGGCUAAAGCUUAAAGAUCAUAAAUUCAUUGUUUACCCUACCAAGUUUAUUUCUCAUUGAAGAUUAUUCUAGAAACUAUAUUAUAAGCCCAUUGCUACUUUUUACAUGUAACUUAUGGUAUAUCCUCAUAUAUGUCAAGACUAUAAAACAAGUGUCUUCGUCCUGCUCA